AUGGUCGAGUUCGCCUUCGACGGCGAGCUCGACGAGGUCCGGGCCCUCAUCGACAAGGGCUACUACGUCGACUCCGUCGACGGCCGCAAGCACACGCCGUUGAGCGACGCCUGCGCGCAGGGCCACGUCGCGACCGUCGAGUACCUCCUGGAGCUCGGCGCGGACCCGAACAGCAAGAGCGACCUCAGCCGCACGCCCAUGUGGCGCGCGGCCUACAACGGCGAGGCGGCCAUGGUCAAGCUGCUCCUCGAGGCCGGCGGCGACCCGACGAUCCCGACGACGGACUUCGAGCGGCCCUUCGACGUCGCCAAGGACGACGCGACGCGCGACGUCCUGAGCGCGCGCCGGCCGCGCGCGACGGCGAACACGGCGCGCGACGACCGCGGCGCGACGCUGCUCCACCUCGCGGCGCAGCACGGCCACCUCGAGCUCGCGGAGCUGCUCCUCACGCACGCGGCGACGCUCGACCCGCCCCACGGCUGGACGCCGCUGUCCGUCGCCGUCUUCCACGACCGGAAGCGGCUCGCCAAGCUGCUCCUCGACCACGGCGGCGACCCGAACCUCGCGAACCAGUUCGGCCACACGGCCUUCGACGUCGCCAAGGACCAGGUCGCGUCCGACGAGCGCACGGUGCUCAAGGACAAGUCCGAGGUCCGCGCGGUCCUCGAGGAGUGGGACCGCGACGCGCGGUCCAAGCUCUUCGGCACGUCCGGCGACGUCAAGGUCGCGGACGGCGCCGCGGCCGAGGAGCUCCCGGCCGAGGGCACGGGCGUCGCGCUCCAGGUCGAGAUGGCCGCCGACGACGCCGCCCGCGACGCCGCGCCGCCGAAGAAGAAGAAGGGCGCCGGCGCGAAGAAGGCCGCGGCCGCCGUCGGCCGCAUGUCCGCGAAGAAGGGCGGCAAGAAGAAGAAGUAA
Aureococcus anophagefferens is the source of this 915-nucleotide messenger RNA. RefSeq lists its product as hypothetical. The record is from RefSeq and is a predicted model, not a curated record. Lineage: Eukaryota; Pelagophyceae; Pelagomonadales; Pelagomonadaceae. The coding region runs from base 1 to 915 and encodes 304 amino acids. Gene Ontology annotation, molecular function: protein binding. The transcript has 3 exons.